Penicillium robsamsonii is the source of this 1758-nucleotide messenger RNA. RefSeq lists its product as uncharacterized. NCBI's taxonomy places the organism in Eukaryota, Fungi, Ascomycota, Eurotiomycetes, Eurotiales, Aspergillaceae. The coding region runs from base 1 to 1758 and encodes 585 amino acids. The transcript has 3 exons. The record is from RefSeq and is a predicted model, not a curated record.
AUGUUUGGCUGGGGUUCUGGGCUGGCCUUGCCCUCCGCCACUUCAGAGCCGGAGAAGGAACGCAGACCCCCCGCUGACCCGACACCCCUCGAUUUCCCCGUCUACAACCUAUCCAAGGUCCUCGAGAAUGAGUCGGAAUCAAGACUUAUGGAGAUGUCCGAGCUUCUGGCCGACAUCAAACGCCCACAGGACAUCUGUAUGGAGCGCUUCAAGCCGUUGAACCUGCAAUUGGACACGGACGUCGAAGUCGCCAACAUGAUCCCUGAAGACCACUCGCACCCCCUUGCACCCUUACCAUGGGAAGAUACCUCUGAACCGACGGAAGACAACCCCCGACCGUUGAUGGACAACGGAGCCCCAUAUCCAUCGAAGGAACGAUACGAAGUCCUGGAAAAAGAGCUGGCGUUGGAUAAUGACGACGCUUUCCGCGAGGUGGCUCGAUUGCCGCCGCGUGAGGGCCACAGCCGGGUUCGUAUAACGCAGUCGAGGAAGUUCUGGACGGGAUUGGAGCGCAUGGCUCAAUACUGGGAUACUAGCCUAGACAAUUACUACGAGCGCCCGGCAACCCCCGAGCCGACCCCAUCCGAGAGGGAGCGGGCAGAGUUUGACACAAUGCAGGUGGAUGCCGAGGAUUCCAAGAGCAGAUACUCUCCGACAGAUGGUUCAAUGGACCUGGAUGAAGCACAGACAGGCGCGCCUUCGAGCAAUAACACUGUUGGCGGUGAGAAGCAACCCUCUGUCCCUGUGUACACGGGCCGCCGAAUUGGCAACGGAGCCGAGAUGCCUGAUGAAAUGCGUGACGAGACAAUCCGAUCCUUCGUGGAGAUGGUCGCAUGGCCAUUCGGAUGCCAGGUCACGGCCCCCACACUCCCACCACGGUUGACCACCAAGAACCUCCUGUUCCCCGUUCGGCAAACAUUCCAGUCCUCACGGUCCCCGCGAGAUCGCCAGGUUGCGCGGAGCGGCAUGCUCGAAGGCCCCGUUCUCAUCUCGCAGUGUCGACCCGAGACUUCUUUCCGCACUGCGGACAAUAUCCCCGGGACCGGGAUUGGCGAGGUAAGUGAUUUAUUCCGCGAAGUGGGCGGCAUGCUUCUCGCGGCGCAAGAGCGUGCUCGCGAAGGCGCAGUGGAGAAGCGACCCGGCGAAGGCAAAUGGUGGACCAUGGAGCCUCGCUUCGGAGGCGCCCCCAACGACGGGAUCCUGGAUGAUCUCAUUAACAAGGGACACGGGAUGUCCCUGCCAGACUCGAUGAUGGAAGAGAUCAAGCCAUCUGCCCAGGAGGCGGAUAGCACUUCCAAGCGCAAGUUUGAGCAUCCGUUUGUCUCGUCUCUCUCCCGGAAACCGAGUGCUAUGCGCAGACUUACUAGCAGUGAAAAGUGGAAGAUCCUGCAGCCUGGACCUAGUCUUUGGGAUAAGCGCAUGAGCUAUUUGCAGAUAGGCAAGGUCCAGGAGAGUCCGUUUGACGAUAUUUACAUGAUCUCGUCUAUCAACCACCACAUCUCAAUCCUCCACCUCCGCGUCCACCGGCGGUAUUUGGACAUUCUCACCAACGGCAACAGCACCUUUCCGGCAACCGAAGGUGAGCCGUGGCAUGUGCUGAAGCUGCAGAGGACUAGAUGGUUCGACCUGCUCGAUGCCAACGACCGCAUAGAAGCGCUGAAGGGUGUGUGGCAACUGUUCCACCACCAGCUAAGACAGACACAUCGCGAAGGCGAUGUCCCAGUCCCGACAGAAUUACCUUUAGAUUGUCCAUUAUAG